Molecule: messenger RNA, 577 nt
Organism: Halichondria panicea
Lineage: Eukaryota; Metazoa; Porifera; Demospongiae; Suberitida; Halichondriidae
Exons: 4
Coding region: 85-468 (127 amino acids)
Source: RefSeq, a predicted model, not a curated record
UGGGCUGAAGUAAAACAAUAGCUACAUGCAAACUACAGUUGAAAAUUUGAAGCCUACAUACCUCAGUGCAAGUACUAAGCAGAAAUGGGAUGCAUCUCUUCGAAACAAACCAAAGAGGACAAGCCUACUCCAUCAGAAGUGCCAAAUCUGGAAGAAGCACUAGAGAAACUGGCCAGAGAUGAGGAAAAGCUAUACGGUGAGAUUGAAGACAUAGAGAGAGACCUGAAAGAAGAGCAGAACGAGACACGUAAACAAAGCCUUCGAGCCAAACUGAGCAGAAAAGAGAGUGUAUUACAAAGAGUUCAGAGAAAUAGAGAGACUGUGGAGAAAUGUUCUAGUGCACAGACAAUGAAGCUCAAUCAAAUCGGCAGAAGGGCAUCCAUGAGAGUCAGGGAGGAAGUGGACAGAGCCAUGGAUAUAAAUAAUCGUGUGGGCACACUUAACCGUGUUCAAGAGAGUGAGGUGUAAUCAAGUCUCAACACUUCAUACAUUUUAUCGAUCUUUCACAGAACUAUUUUCACACAUUUCAUUCACUGUUUUUUAUAUUUCUUGAUCUAAUAAAAUGUUUACAACAUUG